This is a messenger RNA of Caenorhabditis auriculariae, 788 nucleotides long. The record is from the annotation of a GenBank genome assembly. Lineage: Eukaryota; Metazoa; Nematoda; Chromadorea; Rhabditida; Rhabditidae.
AUGAUUCCGGCGAUAGUAGACAUGGAGAUCGAGUCGACGCCAAGCGAUUCGAUCAGAUUACCAGGUUUUUUUUUCAAAUUCAAAGUUUCCGGUGUUAUAGUGUGAAAAUUAAUAAUUUUCUUGAUCUAACUUUGAGGAGUAGCUGAAGUUGAGAACAUGUUAGAGAAUCUUAAAAUCUUUAAAGUUUUUCUUGUUAGGACUUUUUUCAAAGUAGUAUCUUCCUCUCAUUAACUUUAGUGAUAAAGAAAAACGUGUCUCCACAUUUAAUCACAAGUUUUUCAAACCUUAAAAUGCGUUUUUUCGGACCCUUUCAGCUGUGAAAAGCUUUUCUAUUUCCUAAAUCUCUAAAUCGAUUUUUCCCGAAGUUUCUGUAUUGAAGUAUUCUGCGUCGAAAUUUUGACCAUUAAAAUUAGUUUCUGGAAAGUCUUCACCUAAUUAUCGUAAACUCCUCGAAUCUUGUAAAUUACGAAAUCCAACUAUUCCAAAGUACUUUCUCGAUCCGAAUCUCCCUUUUGACGAACUCAAUUAGCCAGCGAAAACGGCUUAAUGUGAUAGGACCAACGAAUAGGAAGAAUAGAAAAAAGAGGGAAUUAAAUGGAUUGAAUGGAAAGGAGAAAGACGCGUUGGUUGGCCCCUCCAAAAUAAGAAAAGGCGCGUGGCGGUGGCGAGUUUUGGCGUCGGCGGCGGACGACCGGUUGCCGUGUCCGGAUGCGGCUGGCGGCGACGCGUGUGAAUGCGUCCCGAGAAUCGAAGAAGAAAUUGAGAUGAUGAAGGAGGAGAACGAAUGA